CGUCCCUAAUUCUUCCUGAAUUAGGACUGAACUCAGUGAAGCCUCGACACUGUUCGCCCGUUACUACUUUACUGGAGGAAGCUAUCCUUAGUUAAAUAGUCGUGUCCGGAUAAACUCGCUUUGGUGCACGGCAAAGCUUCUAGUUUAGCUCCGCUAAGCCUGCUAGCCGUUCAUAAAGAGCCUGAAGCCUUUGGUGGCAACACAUCCUCAAUCGAGUGUGAGCGUCAAGUGUUGUGAUUGUCGUGUGAAAGCGUGUGCAAAAAAAAAAAGUAUGAAAGAAGAAGAGCACGAGGAAGACAUUUGUCGGACAAAAGAGGGCGAGCCACAACCGCUGGACGCUGUUUUCAAGCAGCCUCGUGAGGUGUUCCACACGGCAGACGUCGGUGAACGCGAGCUUCACCUGGAGCAUCGGGAGCCGGAGUCGCCCCGAAUGAAAGAGGAAGAGCUGGAGGACGACAUCGGCGAGUUUCCAUUGACUGUCGUCGUGAAGAGUGAGGAAGAGGAUGGAGGAUCCCGAUCACAUGACCUCUCGGCUCCACGAUCAGAGAGUGACGACGACGCGACGUCCCACUCUUCUGACACUGGUGAUGAGGAUGAGCGACACGAUGAAGACGUCACGGAAGGAGAUCUUUGUCCUGAGCAGCAGGAGCCACAAACCGCCCGCAUCGAAGAGGAGGAGCCACAUUUAUCCCAAUUUAAAGAGGAAGCGCGAAAGGAUGACGUCACCCAUUUUCCAUCGACCAGUGUCCUUGCGAAGACCGAAGAAGGUGAUGGAGACCACUGCGGAGGAUCGCAGCCGGACGGCCUCUCGGCGCCACUAUCAGACAGUGACGACAUGACGUCGCACGACAAAAGUUGUAAAGACCUCAGUGAAGAAGAUCUUCGUCCCGAGCAGCAGGAACCAGAGUGCGCCCACUUCAAGGAGGAGGAGGGGGAGCCUUGGCCUCCUCACCUGAAAGAUGAAGAGCAGGAGGAUGACAUCACCAAGUUGCCAUUGACCGGUGUCAUGGUGAAGAGUGAAGAAGGUGACGGCGACCGCUGUGGAGGAGCCCAAUCGGACAGACUCGCCGCUCCACGUUCAGAUCGUGACAGCAUAACGUCACACUCAUCUGACAAUGACAAUGAUGAUGAGAAUGAUGAUGAGGAGGAAGACUCGAAAGACAUCAGUGACCAUCUUCGUCCCGAGCAGCAGAAGCCAGAGCGCCCUCGUCGGGAAGAAGAGGAGGAGCCAGUGCGCCCACUCAUUAAAGAGGAAGAGCAGGCAAACGACAUCGCCGAGGUUCCGUUGACCGGCGUCAUUGUGAAGAGUGAAGAAGCUGAUGGAGGAGCCCAAUCAGAUCGUGACAACUUAAUGUCCCACUCCCACGAAACUGAUGAUGAGGACGAUGUGACAUGUCACACUAACGACAAAAGCGUGAAAUGUUCUGAGUGUGACAAAACGUUUUACAACAGGUCAUUGUUAAAAAUACACACACGAACGCACACCGGAGAAAAACCGUUUGCCUGCUUGGUUUGUGGGAAAAAAUUCUCACGAAAGGAAAAUUUGAACAUACAUACAAGAACACACACUGGGGAAAAACCUUUUGUCUGUGCAGAUUGUGGUAAAACAUUUUCUGUGAAGACAAGUUUAACAACGCACGCAAGAACACACACUGGUGAGAAACCUUUUGCCUGCUCAGUUUGUGGUCAAAGAUUCGCUCAAAGAUGCACUUUGACAGCACACACAAGAACACACACUGGUGAAAAACCUUUCGCCUGUUCAGUUUGUCAUAAAAGAUUCUCAAAAAAUACAAAUUUAACAGCACACAGUAGAACACACACUGGUGGGAAACCUUUUGCUUGCUCAGUUUGUGGUAAAAGGUUCUCUUUAAAGACAAACCUAAUCAUGCACACAAGAACACACACUGGAGAAAAACCUUUUGCCUGUUCAGUUUGUGAUAAAAGAUUCUCGAGAGAGGGAGGUUUAAGCAUUCACAAAAGAACACAUGCUGGAGAGAAACGGUUUGCGUGCUCAGUUUGUGGAAAAAGAUUCUCUCGAAAGGGAGCUGUAAGAAUUCACAAAAGAACACACACCGGUGAGAAACCUUUUGUCUGCUCAGUCUGUGGCUUCCGUUUUAUUGAUCGUUCAGGAUUGGUUAAACACAUGAAAACACAUUCUGGAAACCAUAUUCCUGUUCGUCUUGUGGCAAAACAUUCUCUAUGAAGACAAUGAAGUGAUGCCUUGGGCUCUUGUAAAUAAAGAAGGAUAUC
Molecule: messenger RNA, 2250 nt
Organism: Phycodurus eques (leafy seadragon)
Lineage: Eukaryota; Metazoa; Chordata; Actinopteri; Syngnathiformes; Syngnathidae
Product: zinc finger protein 391-like
Exons: 5
Coding region: 272-2203 (643 amino acids)
Biological process (GO): regulation of transcription by RNA polymerase II
Cellular component (GO): nucleus
Molecular function (GO): RNA polymerase II cis-regulatory region sequence-specific DNA binding; DNA-binding transcription factor activity, RNA polymerase II-specific
Source: RefSeq, a predicted model, not a curated record